GUGUUACCUGGUCGUCUGUCAAAUGCAACUCCCGUCGAAUAUGCUAAUAUCCUUGGUCGUAUUUAUUCGAAAGUUUUAGCGUAUCUAAUCGAUUCUAGUCGAUCUAAUUCGUUUUUUUUUUAAAUUAAACAUAAAUUCGUUAAAUAUUUCCUUGACGUAUUCUUCUAUAAUGAUUUGUUUACUCCCAAAAAAAUUCCCAAAGCAAAAUUGUCUUUCGAAUUUGCUGACACGAUUUCAACCUCUGACUUUUAUACAAAAUUAUGGAUAUGCUGAUCAUGUUAGCCUGAAGGAAGGGCCUACUGCUAUUUUGAAGGACAAAGUAGCGAGGGGAGAGUUAAUGAAAGAUGAUCACCAGAUAAAAGUUUGCGAGACUUUGCAAGCUAUUUACGAAGAAAUAAAUGGGUACAAACCAGAAGAAUCCGGUCUGUUGGACAAAUGGAUCGGUAGAAAGAGGAGACAACCGCCGAAAGGAUUGUAUCUUUAUGGAGCUGUUGGUGGAGGUAAAACAAUGUUGAUGGAUCUUUUCUAUGAUUGCUGCCAGAUUGAGAACAAAAAAAGAGUUCAUUUUCAUGCUUUCAUGGCGGACGUUCAUAAUAAAGUGCACGAAGUGAAGAAGACUAUUGUAAGGGAUGUUAGCUCUACAAAGCUUCAACCAUUCGAUCCGAUACCACCAGUUGCCAGAAGCAUUACUGAAGAAGCUUGGCUACUUUGUUUUGACGAAUUUCAGGUAACUGAUAUUGCAGAUGCAAUGAUAUUGAAACGAUUAUUUACCGAACUGUUUAGCAAUGGUGUAAUUGUAAUUGCAACGAGUAAUAGAGCGCCAGAUGACUUAUAUAAGAAUGGAUUGCAAAGAGGAAAUUUUGUUCCAUUUAUACAGAUAUUGAAAAAUUAUUGCAUUGUAAAUUCCUUAGAUUCGGGUAUAGAUUAUAGAUUACAAACUGGACUUAGUGAUGAAAAAAUUUAUUUCAUUAAAGGGCAAGACGUAACGAAUGAUGUAGAUAAAGUGUUCAAGUAUUUAUGCUCGAAGGAAAAUGAUAUUGUGAGAGCACGUACCAUUUGUAUAAGAGGUCGCAAUGUUACUUUUCACAAGACUUGUGGACAAGUUCUGGACUCCACUUUUGAAGAAUUAUGUGAUAGACCACUAGGUGCUAGUGAUUAUCUAGAAUUGAGUCAAGUAUUUCACACUGUUAUUAUAAGAGAUGUACCACAAUUAGACCUUCGACUUAAAUCUCAAACUAGAAGAUUUAUUACAUUAAUAGAUACAUUAUAUGAUAAUAAGGUACGAGUUGUUAUAUCUGCAGCUGUGGCGCAUACAAAAUUGUUUGUAGCAGAAGGUGAUAGUGAUUAUACAGAUGAGAAAAGAAUGUUAAUGGAUGAUUUAAAAAUAUCACAUGGUUCUGACGAUCAUAAAUCCAAUCUUUUUACUGGAGAAGAAGAACUGUUCGCUUUCGACCGUACAAUAUCGCGUCUGUCGGAAAUGCAAACUGCGCAAUAUUGGGAUCAAUGGCAACAUCAUAGAUAAUACUGAUUCAGAGUAGCACAAAUUUUAAUAGUUCCUUUUUCUAGUACAUCCAUCUAAGUCAAUAAAUUAUAAACCCUUAGUGAAAUGUCCUUGAACAGAGUACAUACAAUCAAGUAUUAAUAUUAAUACGAUAAUUUUUUCAGCCAUGGUACUUGAAAUUUAUGCAGUGUUCCAAAGAACUUAAAGUAUUUAUAUUAUUUACUUCUGUUUUAAUAUUUAUUUAUUUAUUUUAAUAUCGAAUGAUGUAUAAUGUACAGCAAUAAAGAAAAAUAAACAAUA
This is a messenger RNA of Hylaeus volcanicus, 1801 nucleotides long. Its product is annotated as putative ATPase N2B. Lineage: Eukaryota; Metazoa; Arthropoda; Insecta; Hymenoptera; Colletidae. Gene Ontology annotation, molecular function: ATP hydrolysis activity; ATP binding. Gene Ontology annotation, cellular component: mitochondrion; cytoplasm. Bases 170 to 1522 code for a protein of 450 amino acids. The record is from RefSeq and is a predicted model, not a curated record. The transcript is spliced from 8 exons.